UUUCGUGCCGGUCGGAUAGGGCGGGGGUUCGCCGAGCUGUGUUCUCGAGCCGGGUUGCGAUCCGGAGAGACCGGCCGGUUGUUGGGACUCGGGGCUGACUCACCGCCGAGCCCUGGUGUUUGCCGCCGCGGGAGUCCGUCUUCCCCGCUCCGGGUUGGGAGCAGCGACACGGGGUAGCCGUGCCCCAACAGCUCUCGCCUGUCCGCGCAAAGCCUCCCCGUGAGGAGCCCGGUGCCAGCGCCCCUCCACAGCCUGAAAACCAGGUGCUGGGGCGGGAAGAAGCAAAGAUGCUGAGCUUUUUCCGCCGAACCCUUGGACGGCGGUCUAUGCGCAAGCAUGCGGAGAAGGAACGGCUGAGAGAGGCCCAGAGAGCUGCAACCCAUAUCCCUGCAGCUGGGGAUGCAAAAUCCAUCAUUACUUGCCGAGUAGCGCUGUUGGAUGGGACGGAUGUCAGCGUGGAUUUACCGAAAAAAGCCAAAGGCCAGCUCCUGUUUGAACAAAUCAUGUACCAUCUGGACCUUAUAGAAAGUGACUAUUUUGGAUUAAGAUUCAUGGAUUCUGCACAAGUGGCGCACUGGUUGGACAAUACAAAAAGCAUUAAAAAGCAAGUAAAAAUUGGCCCACCGUAUUGUCUACAUUUUCGUGUGAAGUUUUACUCAUCAGAGCCCAACAAUCUACGUGAAGAGCUAACAAGGUAUUUAUUUGUUCUGCAGCUGAAACUGGAUAUUCUUAGUGGAAAAUUGGAAUGUCCUUUUGACACAGCCGUCCAGCUGGCAGCUUAUAACAUGCAAGCUGAACUUGGAGACUAUGAUCCUGCUGAACAUGUGCCUGAACUUGUGUCUGAGUUCAGGUUUGUUCCCACCCAGACUGAAGAGAUGGAACUAGCCAUUUUUGAGAAGUGGAAGGAAUGCAGGGGUCAAACACCAGCACAGGCUGAAACUAACUACUUAAACAAAGCUAAGUGGCUGGAAAUGUAUGGUGUAGACAUGCACAUAGUCAAGGCAAGAGAUGGCAAUGAUUACAGCCUGGGACUAACACCUACAGGAGUUCUUGUCUUUGAAGGAGACACAAAGAUUGGUUUGUUUUUCUGGCCAAAGAUAACAAGGCUUGAUUUCAAGAAGAACAAACUCACUCUAGUAGUUGUUGAAGAUGAUGAACAGGGAAAGGAGCAGGAGCACACUUUUGUCUUUAGACUGGAUCAUCCCAAAGCCUGCAAACACUUGUGGAAAUGUGCAGUGGAACACCAUGCGUUCUUCCGGCUCCGAGGUCCUGUCCAAAAAAGCUCAAGUCGAUCAGGCUUCAUUCGGUUAGGAUCCCGGUUCAGAUACAGUGGGAAAACAGAGUAUCAAACAACCAAGACCAAUAAAGCCAGGAGAUCAGCAUCCUUUGAAAGAAGGCCCAGCAAGAGAUACUCAAGACGAACACUGCAAAUGAAAGCACAUGCUGCUAAACUGGAAGAAACAAGUACUGUAAACAAUGCAGUUAUACACCAAACUAAUGGAUCACAAAGCUGGAACGCAAAACCAAACCUACCUGUCCUAACAGUGGUUCCUUCUGCCCCAGUCUUAGUGGAAAUAGAAAACCUCUCAAGAAGCCCAGGAGCCAGCCAGCAAGACAAGAAGUGGCCCUUUGACGCUGCCGACCGCUGUCAUCGUGGUGGAAGCCCGUGGGACGCGUGGGCCCUGCCGAGGACCCGCGCUGCGGAGGGACAGUACACCACUUUUGUCCAUGAGCACAAUGUGAAGAAUGCAGGAAUGCAUAGCGGUGCUGGGACGUAUGCUGUCCAAACCACUAUGACCAAUGGUAGGACAAACAUACCUUUUGUUGAUUUGCUAGACAGCACGGAGUUGCCAGAAACUUGUGUUGAUGAUGCAGUAGGUCAUCCAGUUGUUGGCUUGGCAACAGGAGAUUCAGAAGAGGCUGUUAGUUGCUCCCAUCCUGGCACAAAGGACACUGCUACUGAAAAAGCAGACUCUGAUCCAUUUGAAGACACAUUCCUAAAGCUGAAACAGCUGGAGACAGAGCACAGCAGCCCCGUGCUACCGGAGCGUCCCAAUGUGAACAUAAAUGUGCAGGAUGAAGUGGUGAAGUUGACAGAUAAAUGUCUUAACAAUGCAAUUGAGAGCCCAAUUGUAGCAGCAACAUGGCUUCCAGCAGAUAUCAAAAGUAAUAUCCUGAAGGCCCAGGCAGAAGCAGGGCACAAGGUCAUAAGAGAAGACAGCUUGACAAGUGUCAAGAAUUCCAAUGUUCAGGAUGCUGCUGCCAGUAGUGCACUGAAUGAGGACAAUGCUGCCUCUAACUAUGAGGACCUGCUGACUCCAGCUAAUCUGGCUCCACCUGAGGAGGCUGCUGUUUCAAAGAGCACUCCAGAUGACCAUGACGUUUCCUUAACAUCACUGACAGAGAAUCUAAUUGACUUUACAGAAGCCACACCUCGGGUGUCCUCCCAGCCCAUGAUAACACCGAGGUGGAUAGUGCCAACGGGACUUAUUCCCAAUGGGCCUUUGGGAAAUGAUGUUGCCUUAGCUAUGAAGGCAGUGAAAGGCAGCAUGGAGACCCUGUUGUCAUCAGCUGGAUUGCCACCACCCCAGCAGACAUCUGAAGACCUUGCAAGCCCAGUUUCUGAGGAUACUGCAAUAAGAACAAAGUGUUUACUUACCACAGAACUCUAGAAGGAGGAGUUUCUGCACCUUCCCACCUUGUAAAAACUCAAAUCUUCUAACACAUCUCCAAGGUAUCCUUCAAGAAGACUUGCUUGAGUUCUUGCUGAACAGAAGUCAAACAGCCUGCUGGUUUGCUGGGAUCCAGGAAGAGACUUACACAUUUAUUGCAGUCUAACUGGAAUUACAGUCAAAAUCGGGAUGUAAAACCAAUUCACAUUUGAUCUCCCUGCGGAAAAGUGAAGUACCACACUGGAACUAGUUCUGAACAUGAGGAACAGAAUCUAGUUGUGUUCCACUCAGGCUAGGUUUAGUCUUACUUACCAUGUGCUGCCUCUCAGGUGUUAAUGCGAAGCGUUCACUGUGAUGUUAGUGGUGUAGUGUGUGAGCACAGUGUAGAAGUGUGAGUGCAUAUCCCUGAUCUCUCUAGAUUAACAAUGGAAAGAUUAGAAGGACUUGUAGGGCCACCUCGUGGCCAUGCUGUGUACACAGUAUGCUCACAGUACUGAUGAUUGCUUCAUACAGCCAAGGACAUUUUCUUCUGUGUGAUUAUACACUGUUUUUCCUUUGUUUUACCAACACAUACUCUCCUUUUUGGCCUUAAACCCCUUAAUAAUCUUUGCACCUCUUUUUGCAGUACCUGGAAAGGAUGAAAAUCUAGUCCAUCCAUGACCAACUGUGCUGACUGGAUUUGAGCUGCAAUUUGCAACCAGGAAAGUUAACCUGCCAAACAACUUUUAGCAUUAGCAGGUUACAGCAGAGGUCCCACAUUUUGACACUGAUUAUUUCAUUUCCUGUAUGACUCAAAUGCACAUAUUCUAGGCUAGAGGUAUGUCUGUUUUAAAUGCUGAAGCAGUGAAGGUAUGAGUACAGCUUACUUCAGGAACUGGUUAUUGGUUAGUUUUGUUGUCAUAUAGGACUAGGAAAGAAAAUAAUUUUCUUGUUUCUAUUAAUACUGUUUCUGGAUGUUUCCAGAUGCUGUGCUUUGGGAAUGCUUUUAUCAGGUAUGCUAGCAGUGUGCAGGUACAACUAGAUCAGUUCUUAACACCACCAUGAAUCCUGUUCCGAGUGUUAUCUAGUAGUUGUAUGUGGAACAAAGUAUAGAAGGAAUAAGGUGAAAACAGGAAAAAAAGAUUAAAAGCUCCUGUAAGCAGUUCAGUCUGUUGCAGAACAAAAGUAGGAGCACUUGCUUGGUGAAGGCCUUUUGGUGCUCAAAUGAAGUACGGGAUAAAACAUGUACAGAUUGAAGAGAUCAUUUUAAUCCUGGGUAGCAAGAUCUCCUCAUGGCUAUGGAGAGGUAAGCAUGUGAGCUCUGGGGAUACAGCCUGUCAAAAAAGUCAAUGCAGAAUCAGAGGGAGGAGAAAUACAGAAGUGCAAUGGUAAAAGUCCACAUCUGCUAACAGGGGAGAACAUAGGUGAAACUGGGAUCUUUCUUAGGAAUAGGUUUGUACAUAGCACUGAGGCUAAAGGUUAUUUUCUGCACAGUGCUGCUGUUUAUAAAUACUUAUAUACAUGUAGUUUUUUAAAACAAUUUUAAAUGUUGGUUGUGGAACCUGUAUGCACAGCUUCACCUCUGCACACUGGUUACAUGCAUGUGUCUCAGCAUAGACACAGAUGUGGACCAAAUCACUGUGGGCUGUGCAGGUCAGCUGGUGCCUGGCUGGGCUGCUUCUUUCAGACUGGGGUGUUCUUACUGCUGCUCUUGUGCUCUUGUUUGCAAAAUGUUGAAUGAGAGUAUUAAGGAAGAAGCCACAUGCUAUUUAUGUGGCCCACUGCCACUCCUCAAAACCCCUGAGGCCUUAAUAGAGAAACACAGAUACUGUGGGAGCUCUUGGGAGUACCAUGCCAGAGUGAUUCUCUGCAAACUAUUAUUUGCAGCCGUUGCUUCAAGAACUGGGAUUCAAGACUGGGGGUAGGCUCUUCAGCCCCUCUCCAGCCAGCACGUAAAGCUCUGCAUGGGUGGGCUGCCUGCUCCCUGCACCACCAGCCAGAGCAGAGCUCCUGUUCUCAAUGGAGUUCUUGUGCACCCACCACUCAGCUCUGCCGGCAUUACUUCCAGCUGAGUAUUGGAUUCUUUUUAUAAUUUUAAGUCUGAGCCUUAUUGCACAUUAAAAUGUAGAAGUUUCCCAAUUCAAAUAUCAAAUGUCUUAGUCUGGAUUAAAAACACAAUUGCCAGCAAAAUUCCUGCAGGAAAAGGGAAGCUAUGGCUGCGACAGCAUGCUUCCUGCACAAAGCCAGGACUGUGUGGGGAAACUUGGCACAUGCUGUUGAUCUGUUUGCUCAGCAGCUGAGCUGGCGUUCGCCAGCUACAUGUGUUGGUUUUGUAAAUAGACAGAAUGCAGCAGCGUUUUCUUUAAGGCAUGUUUGAUAUUUGACUCUUCCCAUUGGGUUCAGGAGCUCUGUGAACUGUUUGUUAGCUUGAAUUGCUCCCAAAAGUAGAAUAGCAGAAGCUUACAGCUUCACAGCACUGCAUGCUGAACACCAUCCUUGGACUCCCCCUGAGCAGCCCCAUACAGCAGAGAACAAGUAAAUAACAUGUAUGGUGAGUGUGUCCCCCUAAAAUGUAAAUGUUUCCAAGCAGUGAGAUGGUGAGAUGAUGUUGAUUGGAGGGGAAUUUAUUUACACACGUAUGCACACACAUAGAAACUUCAAAAGGUGGAGGUUUUCCUAAAUUUUCAGAGGACUGGUACUUGAAACUUUAUUUAAAAAUUCAAAAUUUUCAGCUGUUAAAUUGGGGACUUGCCAUUUCUAGUAGAUUUGGGGGUGCAAACACAGUUCUUUCCAGUGAUAUCUGAUAGGUGUAAGAAAUAUUCUGUUUAACUCAGUAUAGUUUAUUUCACUAGUCCAAAUCAUGGCUUACAUAGGGAGCCUGGUGAGACUGAGGCACCACAGCUGGGUGAUCUGAACACCCUGUGCUUUGGCAUCACUGUUUUGCUUUAAAACUACAGUGUUGUGUGCUGACUGGCCACCAGGUAGCGUAGUGUUGUAACUCUUGUCAGACACAAACAGGUAUAGUAGUUCCUACACUUAGUGCUAGUAAUUGUUAAUGAAUGCCUGUCUACUACUAAGGAAAAGGGAUUCUCUCUCACCAUUGCUCUGCUACUGAUGGAUUGGCUGUAAGGUCCAAUCAUGUAAAAUUUAUUUUUGGAAUGUGUUUAGAGAGGUUUCUAAAUAAAACUCAUGUGUGAAUCUGGUGUUGGAUGUUGGCAGGACUGCCAACCUCUUCAGAGCUGGAAGAGUUGACAGGAGUGAGUGAACGUGUGUUCUGUUGGGGGCAUUUGGGAAAAGCCAGUUUCCUGGUAGAAAAAAAAAAUCUUUUUUUUUUUCCCAACAAAGUUAUCCCCUGCUGACUUACUAACACAUGUCCCAGCCUGUCCCCAUUCACUGGCCUUGCACCCUUUUGCUGUGUGCACAUGAGGUACUCAUCACAGACAGAUGCUUUUUAUAACUCUAUGAUUAAAAUAGAAAUUAAAAACACAAGUGACUGGAUCCAAAGUAAUUGUAAUCCAGCCAUGCUCCAUAAGUGAUUGGAGUAAAAGGUUUUCUAGAAACCUUAACAUUUACAAUAACAGAAACACCCUUGUCCCUAUCUCAAACUGCUGCAUCUUGGGGAGGUGCUGAUCCUAGAACUGUGUUUCAGGCUCACCUGCUCAGUCCGACAGGCAGAGACCAGAGCAUCUGCACAUGCUGGCUGUGUGGUGAUGGUCUGAAGAGCUGGUGGAACAGGUAUUGAAGGAUGGGAGUUCAGGCCCUCUUACACUUGAAUUAAGGGAAUCUUCUUCAGCAGUAACAGGGCUUAAAAUUAGGUGAGUUGAAUGACAUAAAAUGACUACUUACCUGGUAAUUGGUCAUGGUUCAUGAAUUAGCUUGAAUGUAUUUGAUUUUAAACUUAAAUUCCAUGUACACUUUGUCAAAGGCAGCUGUGUAAAAGCUAUUUGUUGGACAAUUUUUUGGAUGCAACUUUGACAAGAAAAUUUGCAGCACCAUUAGAGGAGCUCAGGCAAACAGUCCAGUUACAUUUGGGUCUCUCCACAAACUGUUCUCAGCCCUUGCCUGUUAACCUGUUGUCUGCACCUUCCUCAUUCUCAUUUCUUGAAGCAAAGAUGUCCUGUUAAGGUCAGCGUGUCCUUCACCAACAGCAUUGGGUAUAUUUUUCACAUGGUGAACAUAUUCUGGUACAACCCAGAACUUCUCCAGGUUAAGUAUUAGCAGCUCUGUUGCACAGCCAGCUAGCAUUUGAAGCUCUAUGGGCACAGAGAGUGUUAAUCUAGAAGGUUGUAGUGUGUGUAUAGAUAGCUUUUAGACAUGGUAAUGUCACAGCUUUCAAAUGCAGCUGGACAAUCAUUACUUUUAUACCAAAAAAAAAACCCCAAAUCACGCUAGUGGCCUUUCAGUGGUGCAGGUGUAAUCCCCAUGUGUUUGGCUGAGUGUCAGCAUCAUGGACAUGUUGGCCUUUGCUGCCAGGCCCAACUGGAGACAGCGCAGGUGUGAUUUCAUUCAGGGUGCUCAGGAGGGAGACCCACAGGCUGCUGCAGCCAGGAUCCAUUGCUCAGCAUCGUGUGGGGUUGUGCACACAAGGAGUGGGUACUACCCCUGCGCUGAAGUCAGAGCCUAUGCAGCAGGGAGCUGUGAGAUUCUCCUACAAAGUUCACUCCUUGUUACUGUUUGGUUUGAGCACUCUGCUUCAUAAACACCCACCCCCAUAACUGGACAAGCUAUUUUUGAAGUAUGUAAGACUGUUUUUUUAGCUAGACUUUUUUUUGUUAAAACCACACUAACUGCUGUGUUUUUACCUUUUAUAUGUAAAGCUUGGCAAUAGCUCUCAAUGUAUAAUUUAUUUGUUCAGGUUUUUUUUUAUAAAACAAAGUGUACCCUCUUGCUUCUGUUUCACAAUGGUAGUGAUACAUGAACUACUUUAGGCACUGCACUAAGAUCUGUAUUGAAACUGUUCAUGGGAACAAGAAACUGUGAUCUGUAGUCCACUCUACCCAGUCUUUAAAUGUUUCUACUGUAGUUUUGUCUCAAAUAUACAACAUCAGUGCAAAAGUCUCACAGAGUCAUCUUUAAGCACCACUGUGUUAUGCUGCUAUGACAGUAAAGGACAGGUGGGUCAGCUGUGA
Melopsittacus undulatus (budgerigar) is the source of this 7780-nucleotide messenger RNA. It is a transcript of the gene EPB41L5, whose product is annotated as erythrocyte membrane protein band 4.1 like 5. Gene Ontology annotation, cellular component: cytoskeleton. The transcript has 27 exons. The coding region runs from base 288 to 2672 and encodes 794 amino acids. The record is from RefSeq and is a predicted model, not a curated record. Gene Ontology annotation, molecular function: cytoskeletal protein binding. Lineage: Eukaryota; Metazoa; Chordata; Aves; Psittaciformes; Psittaculidae.